GGACUUAAUUGUUUGCUUCUCAGCCCAGGAUGAAGUCAGUUCUGUUUUGCUCCCUUUUGUGUUGCUGGAGAGCAAUCUGCUGUAGUGGCUGUGAGCUGAUCAACAUCACCAUCGCAGUGGAGAAAGAGGAGUGUCGUUUCUGCAUAAGCAUCAACACCACUUGGUGUGCGGGCUACUGUUUCACCAGGGAUCUGGUGUAUAAGGACCCAGCCAGGCCCAACACCCAGAAGACAUGCACCUUCAAGGAGCUGGUGUACGAGACUGUGAGACUGCCCGGCUGUGCUCACCAUGCAGACUCCCUGUACACAUACCCAGUGGCCACCGAAUGUCACUGUGGCAAGUGUGAUAGUUACAGCACUGACUGUACUGUGCGAGGCCUGGGGCCCAGCUACUGCUCCUUCACCGAAAUGAAAGAAUGAAGAGCAAUGAUCAUUUCAGUACACCACCCUUGUCCUGAAGACCAAGGCAUGCAAAAUGUCUGGGUGUCUGCAUUGUGUCCAGG
Molecule: messenger RNA, 502 nt
Organism: Castor canadensis (American beaver)
Lineage: Eukaryota; Metazoa; Chordata; Mammalia; Rodentia; Castoridae
Gene: Fshb
Product: follicle stimulating hormone subunit beta
Biological process (GO): follicle-stimulating hormone signaling pathway
Cellular component (GO): extracellular region; cytoplasm
Molecular function (GO): follicle-stimulating hormone activity
Source: RefSeq, a predicted model, not a curated record